UGCCCUCCCCAGCCCCCGUGACCUGGAUCCCUGGUACUUUCGAGCUUGGGUCCUUACCUACCAUGGCUGAGAACAUGACAGCCUCCUCCAACACGGCCAUGUCCUCGGUGAAUGCCCUCAUCGCCCCACUGGCCAUCAUUUUACUCUCAGUGGCACUGGUCGUGGGGCUGCCUGGCAAUGGAUUCGUGGUGUGGAGCAUCCUGGUAAAAAUGCAGAAGCGCUCAGUCACCGCACUGAUGGUGCUGCACUUGGCUCUGGCCGACCUGGCCGUCCUGCUCACCGCCCCCUUUUUCCUCUCCUUCCUCUCCCGGGGCACCUGGGUCUUUAAACUGUCUGGCUGCCGCCUCUGCUUCUACAUCUGUGGGGUCAGCAUGUACGCCAGUGUCCUGCUCAUCACGGCUAUGAGUCUGGACCGCUCGCUGGCCGUGGCUCGCCCCUUCUUGUCCCAGAAGCUGCGCACCAAGACAAUGGUGAGUCGGGUGCUGGCAGGCAUCUGGGUGGCGUCCAUGAUACUGGCCACGCCCGUCCUGGUGUACCGCCAGGUGAUCGUGGCUGGAGACAACAGGACCCUGAUCUGCAAGGUGUGCUACCCCUCCAAGGGCCACAUGGACUUCCACCUGCUCUUUGAGACCCUCACGGGCUUCCUGCUGCCCUUCAUGGCCGUGGUGGCCAGCUACUCGGACAUUGGGCGCCGGCUGCAGGCCCGGAGCUUCCGCCGCAGCCGCCGCACGGGCCGUCUGGUGGUGCUCAUCAUCCUGGCCUUCGCCGUCUUCUGGCUGCCCUACCACCUAGUGAACCUGGCCGAGGCGGGCCGCUCGCUGGCCGGCCGGAGCCCGCGGGACGGGCCCGUGGGCGCGCAGCUGAUGCUGGCGCGCAAGGUGCUGAUCGCGCUCGCCUUCCUGAGCAGCAGUGUGAACCCUGUGCUGUACUCGUGCGCCGGUGGUGGCCUGCUGCGCUCGGCCGGCGUGGGCUUCAUCGCCAAGAUGCUGGAGGCCACGGGCUCCGAGGCUUACAGCACCCGCCGCGGGGGCACCCUGUGCCAGACCGUGAAGGGCACCGCCACCCCGCAGGAGCCCAACACCACCGACAGCCUAGCCGCCUCCACCAACCCCCUGGAUGAAGGGAACUGA
Molecule: messenger RNA, 1130 nt
Organism: Echinops telfairi (small Madagascar hedgehog)
Lineage: Eukaryota; Metazoa; Chordata; Mammalia; Afrosoricida; Tenrecidae
Gene: LTB4R
Product: leukotriene B4 receptor
Exons: 2
Coding region: 63-1130 (355 amino acids)
Biological process (GO): phospholipase C-activating G protein-coupled receptor signaling pathway; inflammatory response; positive regulation of cytosolic calcium ion concentration
Cellular component (GO): plasma membrane
Molecular function (GO): leukotriene receptor activity; complement receptor activity
Source: RefSeq, a predicted model, not a curated record